Psylliodes chrysocephalus is the source of this 8472-nucleotide messenger RNA. The record is from the annotation of a GenBank genome assembly. NCBI's taxonomy places the organism in Eukaryota, Metazoa, Arthropoda, Insecta, Coleoptera, Chrysomelidae.
UCGUCUCGUCGACAGAGAAGGGUGCGCCGAAAGUCUGAAACAUGUUUUGUGUAUCGGAAGAACAAUUUUUUUAACUAAAAAUGCAUUUUAUACUUUAACACCGGUGUGAUACUAAAUUUUGUCGAAUCUAUGGCUAUGUCUUUAAUGUAUUUUUCUAAUUUUAUAGUGUAAAACGGGUACGUUAAAGAGAUCAGUGUUAUUUUGAUUGUAAAGUGAGUGAACUUAAUCAAAAUGGCGCAUCAAAUGCCCCCAUCGGUGAACUGUUCGCUGGAUGAUAUCGACUUGACAGCCCUAAAAGAUCCCGCAGGAAUCUUUGAGCUCAUCGAGGUCGUAGGAAAUGGAACUUACGGGCAGGUUUACAAGGGAAGGCACACAAAAACCGGACAACUGGCAGCUAUCAAAGUGAUGGACGUAACAGAGGACGAGGAAGAGGAAAUAAAGCUGGAAAUUAAUGUACUGAAGAAGUAUUCCAACCAUCGAAACAUCGCGACUUAUUACGGAGCUUUCAUUAAAAAAUCUCCUCCGGGAAAAGAUGACCAACUUUGGUUGGUCAUGGAAUAUUGUGGAGCAGGAUCGGUGACGGAUCUGGUGAAGUCCACCAAAGGGCAGUCAUUAAAAGAGGAGUGGAUAGCGUAUAUCUGCAGGGAAAUUCUCAGGGGACUGUCGUAUUUACAUUCGAAUAAGGUCAUACACAGGGACAUCAAAGGUCAAAACGUUUUGUUGACGGAUAACGCCGAAGUGAAAUUAGUUGAUUUUGGCGUUUCGGCGCAACUAGAUCGUACCAUCGGUCGACGUAACACAUUCAUCGGCACCCCUUACUGGAUGGCGCCUGAAGUUAUUGCGUGCGAUGAAAAUCCCGAUGCGACUUACGACAAUCGAAGCGACCUGUGGUCUUUGGGCAUAACCGCACUCGAAAUGGCAGAAUCUCAGCCUCCCCUUUGUGAGCUGCACCCAAUGCGUGCGCUAUUUCUUAUUCCAAGAAACCCACCGCCUAGGUUGAAAAGCAAAAAAUGGAACAAGAAAUUCCAUGGUUUCAUCGAGACUGUUCUAGUUAAAGAUUACCACGAAAGGCCUUACACAGAGCAGCUACUAAAACACCCUUUUAUCAGGGACCAACCUACUGAGCGACAGGUUAGAAUACAGUUGAAAGACCACAUCGAUAGAUGUAAAAAGAGGAAACAAGAAAAAGAGAGAGAAGACUACAGGUAUUCUGGUUCCGAGAACGAGGAGGAAGAGCCUCAAAUCGCCGGAGAACCUAGCAGUAUUAUACAAGCACCUGGGGGCGAUACUUUAAGAAGAAACUUUCAGCAAAUUCAAGAAGGGCGCACCCUUAGCCAAGUCGAACCGCCUCCAAGAAGUGCUAAAAUUAAAGAUCGAGAAGAAAUUCCAGAACCGGGACCACCAGCGAGGCCGCCCAUUCCACAAAGGAUGAUCGUCGUGCCAGAUCCGGCGCCACCCAGAAGGCCGUUACCACCGCCUCCCGACAACAAUUUUGGGGCGGCUAAAUCCCAAAAUCAACAACAGCAACAAAGAAAUUCACAACAUCAGUUCAAGCCUAUGGGUCCUGCACGUAAACCUGAGGAACUGGACGCUCUCGCCGCCCAUUUGAACGAACUGGGCGUGCAGCAGACCAACCAGCCCGAGGCGCCGCCUCGCAACCGAAACUACAAGCAAUCCCAAUCCGCCUCCAAUAAUAACGUAACGACGCCCGGAUCCGCCGUCAAUCACACCCCCACCAAUCAAGGCGGCAACAAUGUCGAUAGUUUGGUUGACAGCGAGUCUGAUUCCGAACCGGAAGAUAACGGUAGAGUAAGGAAUGACGGGACGUUGUUGGCCAGCGAUCCUCCAAAACCGCUAGCCGGUCUAGGUGUAGUUCCCGAAGGCACGGCUAGCGUAUCGAGCCCAGGAGCGACGGCCGGAUCUGGUUCGAGUAGUUCAAGUGCUCCCAACAGACCUCUGCCUCCUACUCCUGACGACGAGGAAUCUCAAGGAGACAGGACGCUUGUACUCAGAAAGCAGUCCGCAGCUAAUUUAGGUGACAAAAAAAAGGGUGAAGACAUAGACGAAGCGACCCUGCUGAAAGAUUGGGACUUCGACAAGUUUUUCCCCGUGAAGCUAAACAGCACUCAGACCUCAUCGUCCUCUACCUCCAAUAGUUCCGGUAACAAACUCGACGGUAAAACCAAGAAACAGGGCCACAGAAGAAUGGAGAGCGAUUCAAAGAUAUCUAAUCCCUUCUUCAGAGGGUUUAGAAGAGAGAAUUCUGAUUUCUUCCCUAUGAGCUCCAGGCAUUCAGCCAUUUACAUAGACAAAAACGCCAGAUCUAGUGGGAUAUUUAAUAAUCGCAGAGGGUCUGAUGCAGGGAUGACGAAAAAGACAAGCGGUGAACCCGUAUUGAUGGAUUAUAUAAAAAAAUCCGAUUCCUUAGUCAGCUCCGCCCCCAAAAAAGAUUGUCAUUACCCAGAGAAACAAGACUCUAGCAUAAUAUCGAACUUUGUACGACCGCGCAGAGAAAAGACCGAAUCUGAUCUGGUUCUGAGAAACUCUGAGGCGCGCAGGAGCAUUAGAGAAACUCUAGAGGCUCGAAGGAAAGAAGUGGAGGCUCAGUUCGCUAAGGAAGCCGAGAAUAUGCGCAGACGCAGUUCCAAACCGAUCGAAAUGAACGCUUUGAACAUUUCGAAUAUUUCGAACUCCUCGGCUGGCUCGAAUUCUACCGUAGGCGAUGAGUUUUCUUUUAUUCAGAAUGGUAGAAGUAAUGAUCAUCCUCGACAAAAUGUUUUACCCGAUCUACUUAGCCAAGCUAGCGGUAGCCCAGGUACGCCAUCUACAAGGGAUAAAUCCACCAACGAAGAGUUCCUCAUAAUCCCUCCCUCCUCAAACAACAAAACCCCCUCGCAGCCCACCCAUAUGCAUGCUAACGCUCUUGCCUUACAACAGAAACAACGCUCCUUCCUGGCUUUCGGCUUCGGAGCAUCGUCGGCGCCAUCUAGACGAGAGUCGCACGUUAACGUCAACGUCACGCCGACGUCGCACGAUAUCUCGUCGGACACUCCGGAGAUACGGAAAUACAAGAAGCGGUUCAAUAGCGAGAUUUUAUGUGCCGCGUUAUGGGGUGUGAACCUUCUGAUAGGCACAGAACACGGACUGAUGUUACUUGAUAGGAGCGGACAAGGUAAGGUGUAUCAACUGAUAUCGAGAAGGAGAUUCCAGCAGAUGGAGGUCCUCGAAGGGCAGAAUAUUCUUGUGACCAUAUCGGGGAAGAAGAACAGGGUUAGAGUAUAUUAUCUUAGUUGGUUGAAGAGUAAAAUCUUGAGGACAGAUGGAGUGAGUGAUCAAGUAGAAAGGCGAAACGGUUGGAUCAACGUAGGCGACCUGCAAGGGGCGGUCCACUUUAAAAUAGUCAAAUACGAACGGAUAAAGUUCCUCGUCAUCGCUUUGAAAGACAGCAUCGAGAUCUACGCCUGGGCACCGAAACCCUACCACAAGUUCAUGGCGUUCAAAUCGUUCUGCGAUCUGCAAUAUCGCCCGUUAUUGGUUGAUCUUACCGUCGAAGAGGGCACUAGGUUAAAGGUCAUAUAUGGUAGCAGCGAUGGUUUCCAUGCCGUGGAUUUGGAUUCGGCUAGCGUUUAUGAUAUUUAUUUACCCAAAAUCGCCCAAAAUGGAAUUUGUCCACACUGUAUAGUGACUCUACCAAACAGCAAUGGUAUGCAACUUUUACUGUGUUAUGACAAUGAAGGCGUAUACGUCAACACCUAUGGUAGGAUAUCCAAAAACAUGUUAUUACAGUGGGGCGAAAUGCCGACCUCAGUCGCGUACAUAGGCACCGGCCAGAUCAUGGGUUGGGGCAACAAGGCCAUCGAGAUCCGGUCGGUGGAGUCUGGACAUUUGGACGGUGUGUUUAUGCACAAGAAAUCGCAACGGUUAAAAUUCUUGUGCGAGCGAAACGACAAAGUGUUCUUUUCUAGUGCGAAAAGUGGUUCCUCCUGUCAAAUUUACUUCAUGACCCUCAACAAGCCCGGCAUGGCGAAUUGGUAACGGCCGACUAGAGGUUGAGAAACGCCAUUUCCGGUUAAGGUGUAUUAAUCUAUACGGUACAGGGUGGUCGCCGAAAGAAGCGGAAAUACGAUUUAAAAAAAGUCUUUUGCAAAUGUGAUUGAGGGUUGUUUUAUUUUUUGACAAAUCUAUCGCUUCUUCUGAGUUUUAAUGGGUAGAUUCCCUUGCAGUCUACAACUUUAUGUAGUAAAAAUUAACUUGCUCCUUUUAAUGUUUGUUUAAAAAUAUGUAUUAGUUGAUGUACACCAUCCGUUGUGAUUUUGUCUGUUAAUAUCUGAAAAGAACUUAGUCUUAAUUCAUACAAAUGUUUGCCUCAAAAUAUAUGUAUUUCUUAAAUAUCUACAAAUAAUAAGUGUCAUAAAUCUUCAAAAUUAUCAAAAAAAACAGUCACAUUGGACGAUUUUUUUUUAUGGUAAUUUCGUUUCAGCAAUUUAACGGAACGCACCCUGUAUAUGCAUGUGAUCGUCGUGUAACGGUCAUUGGUAUUUGGAAGCUGGUACUGUUUAGACAAGUGAUCGUGAAAUGCGAAUGAAGUUUUUGAUAAAUGGACAGACGAUAUUUUUAUUUAACUUUUUGUUGCUGUUAGAGAAAUUGUGAAGAAAAAAAGCUGGAAAAUUGUGUAUAGGAAAAUUUUAUUUGGGAACGUGAUAUUAAAAUGUGUGCUGAAUAUUCUGUCGUUAAAUGGCUAUGAUUUUAAUUUUUAUUAAAUAUUUUUGAUUUUUUAAAGUUUUUUUUUAGAGAUAUUGUAUUCAUUUUCGUAAAAAUAUUUAUUUUAUAUUUAUUGCUAACUAAACGCUUUCUAUAAUUUUAAGUUUUAUCACAUUUUAUUUUAAAAUUUGUACAGUGUGUCUACUUACCAUAUUCAAACUCUUUUUAUUGUUAGUUUAAAAAAAAUAUAUUUAUAAAAAGUUCUGUUUGGUCUAUAAUAACCCACAAAAAAGUCAUCAAAUAUCAAGAUGUAUUAGUCAUAUAAUAUAAAUUUGGUGAAAGGGUAAAGUAUCUUUAUUUUUGAGAAUAUCUAAAAUUAAAAAGAAAAGUUAAUCAAAAUCCAAUAUCAUUUACCUACCCUAAAAAUUGUACUUUCAUUAAUAAAUCUACUUGGGUUUCAACAUACUUGAAGAUAAAUCAACUAACAAGUACAGUUUUAAUUAUUAUACCGUUUUUUAAUGAAUGCAGUAAUAAUAUCUAUCUUACAAAAAUGAUUAUGGUAUUUUCUUAUUGUUAGUUACACUCAAAAAAUUACCUCAAAACAGUAAUUACAUUAGAAGCUUACUAUCUGCUUAAUGGUAUAAGUAAUUUUUCUGGGGCUUUAUUAUUAUUAUUAUAAUAACAACGUUUCUAAACCAAAAAGUUAGGUUAGGUUAAAUAGUAAAUGAAAACGCUCAUAUAAAUGAUUUUAAAAUUAACCAAACUUUGUACAGUACAAUUCUGGGUACCUAAUUCCAACGCUCUAUAUGCUUGUUCAAAUAUAUUUUAAAUGAAAGUUAGGAGAAAGUACAAAACUUCAAUUUAGGGUAGACGGAUAUUAAUGCAUAUUUUAACUAGACUUAUAAUAAUUAUAAUUAACUUUUCUCCAUAAUAUUCGAUAUUGUACAAAAUUUAUGUUUUGUGAGAUACGUCACAUAUAACUGUCAAAUUUUGAAGUCUGAUGAUUUUAUUAUAGGUUUUAGACCAUGCAGAACUUUUUCGAAAAAACUAAUAUUAAAAAGCCUUCCAUAAAUAUGGUUCUAACUUAGUAGAUGCUCUAUAUAUUUACUUUUUUAAAUAGUACUAUAAAUGAUAUUAAUCUUUCCCAAAUAACAUUUUCCGUAGAAAAGUUAAAACUCUAUGCAGUGUUAACAGUAUUUAUUGCCUUUUUUUUUCUACAAAACAAAAAAACAGUCAAAAGUAAUAGCAAAAUUUAAAAAUGGUGCUAUCUUCUAUCUAUUCCUAAUGUACAUAAAAUAACAUGAAAUAUAUUGUUGACACUGCGCAGGUUAAUAAAACAGAUUUAUUGUGUCGUUUCGUUUGAAAAUUAGCAAAAAUAUUUGAAGAAAAAUGCUUGAAAAUAGUUGGGUGCCAACAAUGAUCAGAUCUGCAAGUUUGUUCAUAAAAUAUUUUUUGCUUUUUAUAAGUACUUGACAAUAUUUUUACUUUUGUCAAGUAUGUACUUGACAGUGAUAAGUAAUUUGGCAAAUAGUUGAAAUGGGGAAAAUUAAAAAAUACUUGAUGAACAUGCACUUACAGGUCUGAGAUUUUAAGUUAGUCAAGUAAAAAAUAUGAAUGCUCACUGAGGUGUAGAUAAGUCAAAAAAAAACUUAGUUUAAUUACUUGUUAGUAACUGUUGUAGUCUUACUAAAACAUAAAAUAGCAACUGUCAAAAACAAAAUUAUUUAACUUUUUUUUAAAUGUUUACUUUAGCUGCCUGACUAUAAAUCAUUUAGUUAGUCCGGUAGCUUGUGUUAAAAAAUUUCAGUCGUCAGGUAGUUUUUCCACAUUUUACUCCAACCAAAAUUUUUCAAUACGAAAUAAUAGAGGGUUGUUUUUGGGACGUUUUUUCAGCCGCCAUCUUCAAAAAUAGCUGUUUGCAAAUAUUUCUAAAACGGUUAAACCUACGAUUAAAACACUAAUGACCUUUUUUAUAAAGCAUAACUAUACCAAUAAUUUAUAAUUAAACAUUUUUAUUUUCAAAAAUGUACAUUUCAAAAGUUAUAGCACUACUUAAUGUGCAUAUUUCAGUUUUUGCUAAGAAAUUAAACUGUUAUUAGCUGUCUUGAUAGUAUAAAAUUAUUUAUAAAUGAUUUAAUAGGAAAUGACAGGAUCUACAACAAAAGCUAUUUGUGUUUUGAUUGUGAUGUCAGCCGAUUUUGAAGUAUUUGUAAAAUAAAACAUUUUUUUAUAUAUAUAGUUGAAGAAUCUGGCACCCCUAGCCAUGAUAAUGUUGAUUUAUUCUCGGUAAAACAAUUUUUUUAGGCAAUUUAACUGUACUAACAAACUUUUUCUGUGCUACUCAGUAAUUUAUUUUAUGUUUUCGUAGAGACUGCAUCCCUUGUAAAUAUACAUAUUACAUAAAACCUUUGAAUAAAAAUUUUUAUUGCAAUAUAGCGUGUAGCACUGUACCCCUGGUAAUGUUAUUUAGACAAAAUUAGGGUAACUUAAGGUAACCAUUUUUAUACUAGUCUGAAAAUUGUGAAAAAUAAGCCUUCUGUGUUUUUUGUAAUGAAGAAAAAAGUGCAAAAAGUAAAUAUAUAUCUUGCUCAGUUCAAAUUCUAAAAUUAUGGGGUGGGAUUGUAUAUUCGUUCUUUUUAUAGAUAUUUUGUUAGAAUUAAAAAUAAAAAUCGGAAAUUGUUCAAUGUACCUACAAGGGUGUUUGAAAAGUUUUCUCGAUUAUUCGAUUUUUUUCAGAUGAUAGAUUAAUAUCUACAACACCAAAUUAAAACAGUUCAUUCUGACAACUUUUCAUAUCAUCCUUGUGCUUUUCGUGAAUUUUUUACUUAAUCUUGCUCAAAAUUAAUAAUUUUUUAGGAACUACAUGGAGGUAUUAUUAAUUUGUUCAUAAAAAUUAAAAAUAUAUGAACAGUCAAAUUAAUUCUAGUGUUGAGUCAAAGUUACAGCAAAAUGUGUUACUAUAAAUAUUCCUAUGUUAAGAUUCAGUACCGGACAUUGUAUUUAUUCAUCACUUUAAAACAAUGGGCUGGUGUAACUUGCGAGGGUUUAUAAAUUAAAAUCAUACAAAAAAAAUGGGUGCAUUUUAUUGGUAAAUAUAUUUUUUUUGAGGUGUAACUUCAUAUUGGAUAUCCAAAUUUUCUAGAUGUCCAAUAAUACACCUUGUUAUUUACAUCAAGUACUUUAAAAAAAUAUAUUUUUGAAUUUCACCGCACAUGUCCACUAUCACAUUGACGUUUCACAUAUCGGUGGCUUAGUUUUUAACAUAUGACAUGCCACAUAAAUCGGGUAUUUUUAUUAAACAUAAUUUGCUGUUAAAUUGACUCCUAACGCAGGUUUGGUAAAAAAUGAUUGACUGUCCUGAUUGUAUAAUUAUUGUUAACUCUGUUUUGUCUAAGGUAGUUUUUUUUUUCUUUGUAAAAUUUCGAAAGAUUCUCAAUGGUCGCAUGGUACUUUUUUAUUAAUAAAAAAUUAUUUAUUCGAUGCAUUUAAAGACUGUUUUAUAUAUAACAAAAAUAAUUUAUAUUUAUGUAAGGCAUUGAUAUGAUUGGAUUUGCGGAGUUUUGUUUUCAAUUUCGAUUUUUUUGUAACUUUUUAUAAACAAGUAAAAAUUCGUUAAAUUUCUUUUUGCACUGACCUCGUAAGCAGUUUGAUAAAUUACAGUACUUUAUUCAUUAUUUUGCAUAUAAUGCCUUUUUUUGUAAGCCACAAAGCUAUUUCUAUUGCUCUUUUUAUAAUAAUUUCCAAAGAGACGGUAUAUGUGUGAUUUUUUUA